Molecule: messenger RNA, 1860 nt
Organism: Penicillium manginii
Lineage: Eukaryota; Fungi; Ascomycota; Eurotiomycetes; Eurotiales; Aspergillaceae
Exons: 9
Coding region: 1-1860 (619 amino acids)
Source: RefSeq, a predicted model, not a curated record
AUGAACGGUUUUCGCUCUUCUUCACCGGGCCCUCUUCACCUCUUCACCUGGCUGCUGCUAUUGAUCCCUCACUCGGUCGACUCUUCGCUGCUCUCCACCAUGAGGAACAAAAAGAGCGAGUAUCUCUUGAUCGAUCUUGACAGCAUCGACAACAAGGAGAUUGCCCGUGCGGUACUGCCGCGAACAGAAAGAGACUACAAGGAGGCCUUGAAUCUAUUUGACAUUUUCAUCGAGUUGCACCCUACAUCUCAAAAUCCGCCGAACCUUCAAACAAGCAAAGGGUUCUUGCUCUGGAUAGCCCUGAACAAACAUGGUCGCAUCGAAGAGAAGCCCACUUUGGAGACGCUGCAGGGAUUCCGUCGAGACUUCCAGGCGGGAAUGCGGAAAUUCAGAGAUUUUAUCUUCACUACAGAGCAUUCCGCCACACUCAAAGAGUAUAUCAGUGGCGAUCUGAGGCCUUAUCUGUCCACCGCGGAGAUGAAAAAGAAUGCAUUUUCCCCAAACGAUCUGAUGAUAGUAAUGACACAACUCUGGUGUCGAGAUUCGCUUGAAUAUCGCGGCUACCCCCCCGGAUCGAUCCCGGGAGAAGUUCACGAGUCGACUGCACGGCGGAGGUCGGCCAGACAGCGUGACGAAGAAGAUUCGGACAAGAUACUUGAGGCCCGCACUAUGGCUGCCUGCUACAAGCACUUCACACUCACCAUCGAGGUCGUGGAUAAAGAGCCAAUGCUUGUGUUGACCUAUGAAAGAGAGUUUGUCAAGGGCUACCACAGGAAGAAUGAGUGGCAAAUUCCUAUCCACGCAUUUUACGAAUCAUACACGGAGCACAUGCCUCUAAUGUUGAACCUUCUCACGUUCUUCUUGCCUUUAGCGAUGGCAGAUAAAGCAAUCGAGAAUUAUUCAUCUGUCGGUGCGCUUCUGGAUGCAGCGAGUACCUAUGGAACAGGCCCCACACAGAAUAAUGUACUGGAGGUAAUACAAUUCAAGCAAGAAGCGCUUGGCACCCCCGUCUUCCGCCAAUAUACCGACUUGGGAGUUGCAAAAAGUGCCAGUAGAGCUCGGGGAGCGGAUUCCUUUGGUAAGAGCAUUGUAGCCUUGGGCUUUCGUAGCGGGUACAGCCAAAAUGUUACGAUUCGGGGCUGUCGAAGAUGGGCACUUAUGGAAGCAGACAAGAAGCAUACCGAGACAGCAAGAAUGAAAUUUGCUGGCCAGAUGAAACGAGAGACGUUUGGAAGAUCAUAUGCCCAUCCGCUGAGCGAGAUUGAUGGGCCUGCCAACUUUCUUGGAAUUGCAAGCCGCGAAGAGCACAUUAGGAACCGACGCGGCAUGGGGAUAUACCAAAGCUUUGACGCUUGCCAAUAUCUACCUGCAAAGGAACAAUUUGAAUUCGAAAGCAGAAAAGACAUCCGAGAAUUGGACAGUGAGUUGUGGGAUCUUGCCGACCAUUUGUCAGCUCUUUCCGAUGUGCAAGGCAGAAAAGAAAUACAGAAGCGCCAAAGAUCUGUGUACGACAGAAAGAAACAGCUUUAUAGAGAAGCAGUCAAACAAAUACGCGACAACAGUAAGAAAGGGUCGACUACCAGCAAUACCAGGACAGAGACUCUCUUCCACUACCGCCGCCGCGUUAUGCCCAAUAGAGACAUUCUUGCCAGACUUCUUCCGAGAAAAGUCUCGUUACGCCCUUGGAAGGAAAAUGUCGUUGUGGAGCCGAUAUCAAUGACUUUAUACCUCAUAGACAAUGGCUUCAUCUCUAUAGGUGCAAUAAGACAUACCACCGUCGCCAUAACCCCGGGGAGUGGGAGCUUCAUUGUUUCGAGCAUCUUGAACAACCGGAUCUGCUUCUCCGUUGCGAUCUGCUAA